This is a messenger RNA of Oikopleura dioica, 4827 nucleotides long. The record is from the annotation of a GenBank genome assembly. NCBI's taxonomy places the organism in Eukaryota, Metazoa, Chordata, Appendicularia, Copelata, Oikopleuridae.
AUGAGCGGCGGUCGUAGGUCGCGAAGAAGUCGAUUAGUCCUUCCAAAAGACGUCGAAAUCGCCGACCCGGGAGAGAAGGAGAACACGCACUCCCCCCUAGAAAAGCCGCGCGACGCUGCGGCUAAUUUCGGCAUCCCCCCUUCGCGCGUCGAUCUCCCUGCCUCGCCAGUCGACAAAAGUACCCUCUCGCCACAUGCGCCAUUACAGGAGCCUUCUCAAGCAGAUGAAAACAGUCAGGCUCUUUCGCCUGAGAUAGAAUCCGGCAGCAGUGGCGAAGUUACAAAGAAAAGUUCUGUUCAAGUGCCAAUCAAAAUACCAAAAAAAUUAAACAAGGCCAUUUACCCUCAAAUCACCAAACUUGGUCUUCCGAAGCCCUCCCGCCCUAUCUUCAAGAAAAAACACCACCUAACCCCAGAAGAGUGGCACACCAAGCCCUACUCUCCGCCAAAAGCUCGCGCCCUCCCCACGAUCAUCGACGAAACUAAUCCGAAAGCCGAGACGAAGCCCUUUUCUCGCGUUCGCUGCCGCUUCAUCAAAUUUCCCGAAGAUCACACCACUCGGAAAACAAAGAGGAAACUCAAGGCCCGUCAGCAGCGGAUGUAUUCCAAGAUCACCGAAGAACAAUCCAGCCAGGAACUCGACGAGAAGAUGGCCUCUUUGGACAAAGAUCUGAAAGAGGCUAGUCGGCAAAUCCGAAUGGAGUCGAAUUCCAGCGCCAGCAAAGCUUACGGGAAUCUAGAAGACAAGGAAACUCGCCAACACAUGGUCAGAAAACAGGGUGAACGAGAAAGAGUCGCGGAUUUCACUGGAUUAAAAACGAAUGUGCACUUGACAGACAUUUCCGAAGAGCUCAACGCCCAGAAACAACAAGAAUACGAGAGACAAAAGAAGCUUGACGACAUGGGCCAGCAGAUACUCGACGAACUGUAUGUCAAAGACACUGUUCCGCUGACCAACGCCGCCGAAAAAAUCGCUGCACUCAAGGCCAAAAUGGCAAGGGAUGAGGAACUGCAGUCCAUUUAUUUAGAACAGGCUAUGGAAAGGCAACGCGAAAUGCGAAAGAAAAGCUUUAAAAAUCUGCCAUUCGCCAUUUUUUUCGUUUUCGUUUGUUACGGUCAAAAGAGAUCGGAUUCGCCUCCGCUGGAGUACUAUCCAGUCCAGUACGUCCAGCAGUACAAAGACAAAGUCUAUGAAAUGAGUCUGGAACUGGCGCAAAGUAGAAACAACGAGCAGGAACUGGCUAGGGCUAAUGAGGAAAUUAGACAGCUGCGGAUGGAAGUCAACAUGCUCAAAUGUAAGCUCGAAGCAAAAGAAGCAUCUGAUCAAUGGGAAAUCAGUCUUCUUCGAAAUCAAGCGACAAAGGGAUACAUGGGAAUGAAUCCUGAUAGUCGUCUUCCAACCACGAGUAAGGCUCUAGCGAUUAUGCCCUCGCCAAAAAUGGGUCUUUCGCUCAAGCCGAUGUCGCCAACAAAAAGGGUCAAUGUGAUACCUGAGUCGAUUAUUAAUGGAUCAUCUUCGGUUGUGAACUCGGUAGCUGUAUCUCGAGCUGGAAAUAUGUCCAGUGCGUCUGGGUCUAUAAUUUCGAGACCGAUGACGAUACAAGACCUCGUUGAACCGGUCAAUGGUCAUCCUUCGCGAAUGACGACUUCUUCAAAGCCUAUUAUAAGUCCGAUUCCACCUCCCCCGCUUCCAUUCAAGACUGAACCUGACAAAGAGAUCUUUAUGCCAAGCCUACCUCCAGUAGAAGAGCCGCUGCGACCAACCACUGGCGUUGUUCUUCCACAAAAGCCUAUUUCUGCUCCUGUAAACCCCUCGAAUGCCAAACCUCGAGUGGCUCACCAAGCUCCUACUAUUGCUAUUAAGCAAGAGAGGCCGGUUUCAGGGACGCUUCCUGAACCAGCCCCUGCUCCUGCUGAAGAAAUCUUCCGCCCAACAACUGGUGUUACCCUUCCACCAUCAUUGCUUGCUGCUGCUUCUGCUCAAUCAGUCAAUCCGCCCGCAAAUGCGAGAAACAUCACCCGACAAAAUUCAAAGCCGACUCCUCCAAAGCAGCCCCAAAAAUCACUUUCAGCUGUUGUAUCUUCCAUCACCAACAAGAGAAAGGCUUCAAGUGAGGCAAACAACCCCCUAGCAAAGCUUAAAAAGCGGGUGAUAAGCACUGCCGCUAAGAACAACCAGCCAGUCGGGAACAUUUUCAAACCUGAACCGAAGAAAGCCUUCUCCGAGAUGUUUUCAAAGGAAAACAAGCAAGAGGUCGCUAGUAAAAAACAAGAAUCUGCUAAGAAAAAGAAGGAAACAGCCAAGAAAGACGAAGAGCCAAAAAAGAAAACGGUGAGAAAAGGAAGAAGCGAUGAGUGGGUUACGGAAAAGAUCAAAGAGCUUGUAGUCAAGCGUGCGAAAGAAAUCAUUGCUGAAAAGAAGAAGGAGGACGAGGAAAAGGAAGAAGAAUCAGAUCUCGAAGCAGGAGCUGCUGAUCUUGAUCGCAUGCUUGGUGUUUCUACCUCUGAAACGUCCAACCUUGGGCUUUCUGCUUCAGACUCCUCUAGUUCUGAAGAAUCUUCAAGCUCGGAAUCGGAAGACGAAGACGCGAAAAACAAACUAACGAAACCAGCGGAGAAUAAAGCGACUGAAAAUGGAAAAGAUCAAGGAAAGACUGCCGUGAACGAGAACGAUAUCAUCGGUUCGAUUUUUAAACAAGUAGAACAGGCUCCGGACAUGAAUAUCACUCCUCUCCAUAAACGCCCUGUGAAGACCGAGAAGACUGUUCCCCUCGAAUCUGCUCCAAAGUUGAAACUUGAUGAAGAAAAGACCAUAAGUUCAGAUGCUGGUAGCUCAAUCAGUACAAAAACGAAUGAUUCGGCGCCGUCAGUUGAGGAAAAGAAUCUCAAUGAUCAGAAAAACUCCGAAAGCAACGAGGAUGAUGAGAAGAUGGAAGUAGACUCCGGCAAUAAACUGUCCAAAGAAGAAGAGGCUGAUAUCAAUCAGAAAAUGGCAGAAGUCGCGAACGAAAAUGACGAAGAAAAGAAGAGGCGGAUGUCCGCCGCCUUGAUAGACCAGUGCGGUCUGGCUUUAGACUCUGAUUCCGAGGAUGAGUCCGGCCCGUUGGAAAUUGCCGAAGCAGAUCGCUCGCAAGACUCGUUGAAGAUUGACGAUGAUUCGCAAUCAGGUUCGGAGCUCUUUAUUGACGAUCCAAGCGCGGAGCCAGUUCCCAUGGCUGAAACUAACGACCAAGAAAAGAUAGUACAGAUGGAAGUAGUGGAAGAGCAAGCUUCACCCAGUUCUGCCACCAAAACGCGUCGCUCAACCAGACUCUCGGGUCGGACCAGUGAGUCUUCUCAAGAGAAGCUUCCAGUUCCGGAUCUAAUUGUACUUGAUAAUGCGACAAAUACUUCAAAAAACUCGAACGAGUCGACAGCCUGGCCGCCCGAGAAUUAUCAGAGUUGGUCCACCGAUAAUAAGAUUGAAUACAUCACCGAAAGAUUGGCGCAGCCAAGAAAUAAGGUCAAAAGUCCACAAUAUAAGAUUGGUAAAUUCGUUGGACAGAUGAAAAACUUGCUAAAGGAGUCUCUCUGCUUGCGACAUCAAAUACACAAGGAGGAAACAGUGACGGUUAUCGACACACCCGAUACGGUUACUUUCUCCGACUGGAUAGCUCUCAUUCCUCACGAGACAGAACUUAGACGAUUUCUUUGCAACGACAACGGAGAAGCUGUUUUCAGAAGAAUUGUUCAGAAUAUCCAGCAGGAGAUCACGCAAAUCACUGACAGCUUCCCUCCGUAUGAGGUUGCGCCGAAGGAAGACUUUCAAAAGAUCGAAGGUCUGUUGUUGAUGUUCGUUACGAUGGUUUUCUCCGUCUUCGAAGAUUCCUCGUGUCUAAAGGAACAUCAUUGGCAUCUAAAACAGCUUCAUAAUUUUGCUCUCUUUUUGGGAGACUUUAUCAGCAAGACUGAGAUUCCCGAGAAGCAACAGGCAGGUCCGAAUUCAGCGAUGGUUUUCUACAUUUAUUGUUUGAUGGUUUCGAAGGGCAUCCCCAGCUUCUUCUCGCAUGAUGACAUCUUCAUUUGCCGUUUGCUCAAUACAAUUCCAUACACUGCUAUUCAGCAGUAUGGCCAAAAGCACAAUGUCUUUAUUGGCCGACUUCAUUUCAACAGCAAACAGUCUGUCGAUAAGAAACAAGAAAGACUCGGCCAUUUAUUCCUCAAGAGCGACACAAAAGAAAUGAAAGAAGCUAGUUCAAACCUGACGCAAGAAAUCACUAAGAUGAGAGCGGCUCAGAUCGAAGAAGACUUGAAUGAGACCACCUUCCAAAUGAAGGAAAGAGAUUUUGAUGCUGGAAAAGACGUAUUCCGACUCUUCAUGAGCGUUAAGAACUACCCGUUUGCGAAGAGAAUGGUUUAUUCAAGAUUCAUUCAGUUCAUCGUUCCCUUCUCUCGGAAGGCUUCUUGUCCAGGAGAGGAAAUCGGCGUGAAAGACGUGCGAAAUUUCAUCCUCCAAAUGCAUAACCUGUACGCAUAUUUGCACACAUACGGGGGCUGCAAGGACGAAGCGCACGACAAAAUGAUUGCGCGUGCGAAGACAGUUAUUUCAAUCAUUGCGUCGCUCGAAGCCAAGACGAAAAUAAUCAACACCAUUGCCAACAAAGCUUUACGAAUCGGGCAAUGGUUCAGAACAGCCGGAAGAAAAGAAUGGGAGCGAGAUAUGAGUCAAUUGAAUGCGAAGGUAGCCAACAUGAGGAAGCUGCCUCGGGAGCUCUUGGUGGUCAUGAAUCUACCGCCAAACUUCUACGAAACACGCGCAGAUCCGAAAGGUCUAUGGACGAAAGAGUAG